Pezoporus flaviventris is the source of this 5597-nucleotide messenger RNA. RefSeq names its product rubicon autophagy regulator (gene RUBCN). The coding region runs from base 65 to 3211 and encodes 1048 amino acids. The transcript has 23 exons. Lineage: Eukaryota; Metazoa; Chordata; Aves; Psittaciformes; Psittacidae. Gene Ontology annotation, biological process: negative regulation of autophagosome maturation; negative regulation of endocytosis. The record is from RefSeq and is a predicted model, not a curated record. Gene Ontology annotation, cellular component: late endosome; early endosome. Gene Ontology annotation, molecular function: phosphatidylinositol phosphate binding.
GCGGGCGCACGCCCCCACGUGACGGCGGCGAGGCGGCGGCGGGUGGCGGCGCCGCGCGCCCGGGAUGGAGGUCGGUCCCCGCGAGGGGCACGCGGAGAGCAGGAAGGAGCACUGGAAGCUACUAGGCAACCUGAAGACUACAGUGGAAGGUUUGGUGUCCACCAGCAACCCAAAUGUCUGGUCCAAGUAUGGUGGCUUGGAACGGCUCUGCAGAGACAUGCAUAGUAUCCUCUAUCAUGGGCUCAUCCAUGACAAGGUGUGCUGCAGACAGAAGGAUUACUGGCAGUUUGUGAAGGACAUUCGCUGGCUGAGUCCUGGCUCUGCUCAUCACCUGGAGAAGUUCAUCAGCCUGCAGGAGAGCGGUAAGCCUGACCCUGAGGGCCCAGGGGACCAGGCCAUUGCACAGCUGUGGCUGCAGCACAGCCUGCAGUGCCACUGCCUGUCAGCACAGCUGAGACCACUCCUGGGGAACCGGCAAUACAUCAGGAAAUUCUAUGCAGACACUGCCUUCCUGCUCAGCGACGCACACGUGACGGCCAUGCUGCAGUGCCUGGAGGCUGUUGAGCAGAACAACCCCAGGCUUCUGGCUCAGAUCGACACCUCCAUGCUGGCCGGCACGUCACUGCCAUCCCUGUGCGCAUCAGGUCCUUCUGCUGGUACAAGAGAGAUGUGUGACCACGACUCUGAAGGACAUGAGAGCCAUCUGUCUGGGGCGCUGGGCUGCCUGGAUCAUUUCACUGAGAGCCUGCUUACCAGGAAGAGUGAUGGUCCACCUCCAGUGACCAAGAGUCAGAGCCUGACUGCCCUUCCCGCAUCCCCAUACAUUCCGGUUGCAGACUGCAUGCAGCAGCGCUGCUUUGGGUCCGUUUCCAGCCUUCAUUCUCCAGCCUCCUCUGGCCUCUCAGACAGGAGAUCAGCGAGCAACUCCAUCAGCUUCAGUGCCAGCCAGCCCCAGGAACGCUGCCCGUCCACCCAGUCUUCCUCCUUCAGUGAGGGCAGGUCCCCUCUGGAGCAGCCCAGCUCUGUCACCCACUUCAAUGUACCCUCACCCAAAGACCCCUUCUCUCCAGCCAGUGAGAUGAGCUCCAGCACCACCAGCCAGAGUGAGGACACUUGGAUGGGGAGUCAGGAUGAUCCACAGAGCGAUGUUAAUGAUGGGCCAGAGUACCUGGCCAUUGGGAACUCGGGCCGCCGGGGCCGAGCGUGCAGCAGUGCUAGCACCAACAGCACCAAGAGCAGUAGCUCCAAACUCUUCUCCUCCAGCAGCUCCCAGAAGCUGGACUCGGUCUCAUCCCUGGGGGAGCAGGGGGCAAGUGGAGGUGGAAGCAGGGGCCUGAGCCUGUUGCGCCGGUCCAGCUUCUCAGAAGGACAGUCAUCAGCUACACAGGGCAUCCUCAAGAAGAGCCACGUGCGCUCACACUCUGACACGAACGUGGCUUCGGGGAAGUUGCACGGAGGCCUCAGGGAUAUCACCAUUAUAAUAGAAGAUCCAGUGGCAGAGUCCCACGAUGAUCCAAGUGGAGGGAGAAGGCCAGUCUCUGCUUCUACCCAGAGCAGUGAACUGAGCACACCCAGCUCACUCUACAUGGAAUAUGACUCUGGACAGUACCUGAGCUCGGGUGAAGGGAUGUUCAGAAGACCCUCAGAAGGGCAGUCCCUCAUCAGCUACCUCUCUGAGCAGGACUUUGGAAGCUGUGCAGACCUGGAGAAGGAGAAUGCCCACUUCAGCAUCUCAGAGUCCCUGAUCGCUGCCAUUGAGCUGAUGAAAUGCAACAUGAUGAGCCGACAGCUGGAGGAGGAGGAGGAGGAAGACAGCGACAAGGAAAUCCAGGAGCUUAAACAAAAGAUUCGCAUUCGGCGCCAGCAGAUCCGCACCAGGCACCUGUACCCUACCUGCCAGGGGAUGGGCUCAGACAGUCUUGUGGUGACAGAUAGCGGGUCCCAGUUCAGCUCCCAUGGCUCCAUGCGACUCUCUGACUCUGGCUCUGCAGAGGAUGUGGAAGAGUACGAGAUUCGAGAUGGUAACGAUGGAUCUAACCUGAUUCAAAUGUCCAAGAACGGCCUCUCAGUGUCAAUGGCUUCCUUGUUCUCAGAUGCAGACAUCAAGAGGAACCCAGACUCCAGCAGGAAGCCCUUUCUCUCCUCAGAGUCCAUAUCCCAUUCCUUCCUCAAUUCCAACUCAGCGGAGGCUGUGGCCAUGGGCUUGCUGAAGCAGUUUGAGGGCAUGCAGCUCCCAGCUGCCUCUGAAUUGGAGUGGCUGGUCCCUGAGCAUGAUGCUCCACAGAAGCUCCUACCCAUCCCCGACUCUCUGCCCAUCUCUCCUGAUGAUGGAGAACAUGCCGACAUCUACAAGCUGAGGAUUCGGGUGCGCGGAAACCUGGAGUGGGCCCCUCCACGACCACAGAUCAUCUUCAAUGUUCACCCAGCCCCAGCGAGGAAGGUGGGUGUAGCCAAGCAGAAUUACCGGUGUGCAGGCUGUGGCAUCCGGACUGAUCCUGAUUACAUCAAGAGACUGCGGUACUGUGAGUACCUGGGGAAGUAUUUCUGCCAGUGCUGCCAUGAGAAUGCCCAGAUGGUCAUCCCCAGCCGCAUCCUGCGCAAGUGGGACUUCAGCAAGUACUACGUGAGCAACUUCUCAAAGGACCUACUGAGUAAGAUCUGGAGUGACCCCCUCUUCAACGUGCAGGAUAUCAAUCCUGCUCUGUACCGGAAAGUGAAGUCUCUCAACCAAGUGCAGCUGCUGCGAAUCCAGCUUUUCCACAUGAAGAACAUGUUUAAGACAUGCCGGCUAGCUAAAGACCUCCUUGACUCCUUUGAUACAGUUCCUGGCCACUUGACAGAGGAUUUACACCUCUACUCGCUCCGUGACCUCAGUGCCACAAAGAAAGGGGAGUUGGUGCCUUGCCUGACUGAGCUCCUGAAGGCAGGCAGUCUGCACGUUGAUAAGUGCAUGCUGUGCCAAGCCAAAGGUUUCAUCUGUGAGUUCUGCCAGAAUGAGAGUGACAUCAUCUUCCCUUUUGAGCUCAACAAGUGCAGCACAUGUGAAGAGUGCAAAGCCUGCUACCACAAAUCCUGCUUCAAAUCCACCCGCUGUCCCCGCUGUGAGCGGCUUCAAGCCCGGAGAGAGCUGCUGGCCAAGCAGAGCAUGGAGUCCUAUGUCUCGGACUACGAAGAGGAGCUGGAGCAGUCAGAGGUGGUGGUAGCUACAUGAAUGUUGCAGCAGAGGAGCAGAACGUGGGUUUAUGUGCAUGGAUUUCAUCACCAGAGACUGAGGCACACAGACUGGCGAUGAGGAGGACUGUCAGGAGGCUGGAGCACUGUCUUGAAGGGAUCUGUUUUCCUCCCGUGCAGUAGUGCUGGGCUGGGGAAGGGACAUCUUCCAUUAUCUGGGUCUGCUCCAGGUUCUGCUCACAGGUUUGCUUGGGGAAGUUCAACUGCUUCUGCCUCACAGGCAGAACAGGGGCCUUUUCUGAGCAGUUGUUCAUGCUGGACCAGGCAGGGCUGUGCUGCCGGUCCCUUUGCCCUGCUCCCCAACAGGGUCCCUGGGGGAUCAGCACUUUCUGCUCAUCAACUGUAUAUUAGGAAUCUCUGGCCACAUCUGGUCCUUGGAGGUGGGAAUCAGCUCUCCAAGUCCUCUGAUCCUGUAUCUUGCUGCUGGGAGUUGUGUUUAUGGAGGGACAGUGGGGAUUUGGGGUUGAUGUGCAUAUAACAGCUCUCUGCCUCAAAUUUGGCUUGCGACACUGCCAGAGAGCAGUUCUCACUCCAGGAUCAGAGCAGAGGAUGUGGCAGUGGUGAAAAUGCCAGAUUCCUGCCUUGUCUCUUUGUGCCAUCUGUGCUGAGCUGCUUUCCCUGCCCUCCACAUGUGCUGUAGAGGUGCAUUGCCCCUGGAAAAGCUGCACAAGGGCACUGGUGCUGCCAGGUUUUUGUAGGGGCAGAUCCCCAUGGCUGGAGAAGGCAGUAAGCCCCACUUCCUCAUUCUGCCUGUCUGUCCCCCUGGGGGGCACGUCCUUCUCUAAGGGUGAUACGGGGCCUCACUGGUGGCACCAGGACCUGCCUUGUAUGCAGCUGCCUUCUGUUGGGAUGUGAGUGAAGGCUCAGCCCUCCAGCCACAUCCCCUGAGCCCCUGUCUCAGUUUGUUCUUUGGUUUGGGGUUUUGGUUUUUAAUCUGCUGGGUUUGGUUUUAUUUUUUAAUGUGGUUGUUUGUAUUUUUAACUGUGUGUUCCCCCCAGGAAGGUGCUGCUUGAAAUGCCUCUUUAGGGGACAUGGACUCUGCUUGGGGCUCACAGGUAUAAAACUUCCAAGCCUGUCCUGCUCCUGGUUCCUCAGCCCUGGAGGGAGCUGUUGUUUGCCAGGAGUCCUCUCUCCCAGCACAUCUCCUGUUCCACUUGGGAGAGAUGUCCCUGAGCCAGGCAAAGCCUCAAGGCUUCCCAGGUGCAGUGCAGUGGGGUGGCCAGGCAGCCUGCUUGCAAUGGGGGGUGCAUGGGGGAGAGGGUUUGGCACUGAGGUGCUUCAAAGGGCUGGUCCCUUGCUGAUACAGAGCUGCCUGCCACAACCAACAGCUUCGCAGGGUCGGACCCAGCAGUACAAGAUGCUCUGGGGCUAGCAGUCAGCUGAGGAGGUGCCUGCAUUGCAGGGGAAUGCUUUACAUGGCACAGGUGAGUGUCCAGCAUCACCUUGGCAUGGGUAGGACAUGGCGUGUUCAGAAGGAUGGUGUGGCCUGUGUAUGUGCAAGAAGGGUGUUGAAGAACUGUAGAGCAAUACACUGGCAGAAGGCACCUAGAGGCAGUGGCUUUUGCAGCACAAGCACUGGCUUGAGGCUGGGGUGUGACCCCUCGUGGGCUAUCCCUGCAGGGGUGGCAGGGUCAGGGAGAGAGGCUGAGACCAGGAGAGGUGGAUGCAGGACUUGGUGAAGGAGGGUGGCUGGGAGCGUUGCUGCACAACAGCAUGUCUCCCUGACUCGCAGCAUCCUGGCAAAGCCAGGUCUAGCUGGGAAAGGGGCUUCAGCUCCCCACACACUCUCUGGAGUGUUUGCUGCCUCCUCUCUUGCUUCUGCUCUGUUUCUUGCCAGGGGAGCCACUGCUGUCCUGCUCACUGUCUGUCUCUGCAAGCCAUGGGGCUGCCAGAUGCUGGUCCACCUCUGUCUUGUCUGUCCUCAACAGCAAGCCAAGCCUUCACACUGCUGCCCAGAGUUGGCACCCCCUUCCCUGGAGCUGGCUCAGCAGCACACCUUCAUCCAUCCUGUUUUGUUUGAAGCACUUUAAUGUCAUGGGACAGCAGCUGAGAGGCUGCCCAUGUCCCCUUCUAGAAGCACUGAGUACAUUUAAAGAAGAGAGAAGGGAUUUUGGAUUAUCUGUGGUUUCCACCCUCCACUGUGGACUUUGGAAGCAGUGGGACUUGCAAACUCGAUGGAGGGCUCCAGGGCAGGAUUGUGCCCAGCACUCACCAUUGCAAGGAACACUGGAAGUGGCCAAGGCAGUGAGCUCUUUUUAAGAGAGAGCAAGGGAAUGCUCUGGCCAUUACCUGGAGCCCUCCCCAUGGGACUGUUGCACAGAGAGGCAACAAAAAUGCCAUCCCAAAUAAACUAAGUUAAUGAUGGG